CACAGGAAGGUCACACCAUCCCCCACCAUCAUCAGGGUGAAGAUCUGAUGAACACGAAAGUUGAGGGUGAAGAAGAAGAGAUGUAUGUGAGGGAUGAUCAGCAAUAUACGGAGGAGGCUGGAAUGACGAGGACAUUCAUAGAGAAGGACACUCCUACAGAGAUCAGCACAGGACACGCCAUGGAGAAACCCUCAAAGGAUCGUCUCACUUUAUCUCCAGGUUGUAAAAUGGAAGAUGAGGACAUCACAGGAGAUUCUGGAGGGGAAAAGACAAUGAGCUCCACUAUGGAUGGAGGACUUCACAGUGUGGAGAGACCAUGGAAUCCCUCUGACUCUGAGCAACCUCGUACUGUGGGGGAUGGGGCCAUCCAGUGGGAAUUUUCCUGUUCUGAAUGUGGGGAAAUUGUGAGCUCAGAACAAAGUCUUAUUGAACAUCAAAGAUCCCAUGUGGAGGAGAAGCCGUAUUCCUGCCCUGAGUGCGGGAAAAGCUUUACGCGCAAAUCGGUUUUCAGUGUACAUAUGCGGUCUCACACGGGGGAGAAACCAUUUUCCUGUCCUGAGUGUGGGAAAUGUUUCGCACAGAAGUCCCAUCUUUUUAGACAUCAGAGAUCGCACACAGGUGAGAAGCCACAUUCAUGUCCUGAGUGCGGAAAAUGUUUUCUUGGUAAAGCAAAACUGGAAGAACAUUACAGAUCACACACAGGCGAGAAGCCGUAUUCCUGCUCCGAGUGCGGGAAAUGUUUUUCAGCUACGUCCGGUCUUUGUAAUCAUCAGAGAUUGCAUACGGGUAAGAAACCAUAUUCCUGCCCUGAGUGUGGGAAAUGUUUUGCACGGUUGGGCUAUCUUCAAGCACAUCAGAGAUUGCACACGGGUGAGAAGCCAUAUCCCUGUCCUCAGUGUGGGAAAUGUUUUUCAAGGAAAAGCAAUCUUAAUCGGCAUAAAAAAUCUCACACAGUUGAGAAGCCAUAUUCCUGUCCUGAGUGCGGGAAAUGUUUUUCAAAGAAGUCCAGUCUUUCCACACAUCGGAGAUCUCACACGGGGGAGAAGCCGUAUUCCUGUCCUGAGUGUGGGAAAUGUUUUUCAAUGAAGUCCAAUCUUUCCAGACAUCAGAGAUCACACACGGGGGAGAAGCCUUUUUCCUGUUCUGAGUGCGGAAAAUGUUUUUCAAUGAACUUCCAGCUUUCCAGACAUCAGAGAUCACACACGGGGGAGAAGCCUUUUUCCUGUUCUGAGUGCGGAAAAUGUUUUUCAAUGAACUUCCAGCUUUCCAGACAUCAGAGAUCACACACGGGGGAGAAGCCUUUUUCCUGUUCUGAGUGCUGGAAAUGUUUUUCAGAGAAGUCCCAUCUUUCCGCACAUCAGAGAUCUCACACGGGGGAGAAGCCUUUUUCCUGUUCUGAGUGCGGGAAAUGUUUUUCAAAGAAGUCCAGUCUUUCCACACAUCUGAGAUCUCACACGGGGGAGAUGCCUUUUUCCUGUUCUGAGUGCGGAAAAUGUUUUUCACAGAAGUCCAGUCUUUCCACACAUCAGAGAUCUCACAUGGGGGAGAAGCCUUUUUCCUGUUCUGAGUGCGGGAAAUGUUUUUCAAAGAAGUCCAGUCUUUCCACACAUCGGAGAUCUCACACGGGGGAGAAGCCGUAUUCCUGUCCUGAGUGUGGGAAAUGUUUUUCAAUGAAGUCCAAUCUUUCCACACAUCAGAGAUCUCACACGGGGGAGAAGCCUUUUUCCUGUUCUGAGUGCGGGAAAUGUUUUUUAGAGAAGUCCAGUCUUUCCACACAUCAGAGAUCUCACACGGGGGAGAUGCCUUUUUCCUGUUCUGAGUGCGGGAAAUGUUUUUCAAAGAAGUCCAGUCUUUCCACACAUCUGAGAUCUCACACGGGGGAGAAGCCUUUUUCCUGUUCUGAGUGCGGAAAAUGUUUUUCAAUGAAGUCCAGUCUUUCCACACAUCGGAGAUCUCACACGGGGGAGAAGCCUUUUUCCUGUUCUGAGUGCGGAAAAUGUUUUUCAAUGAAGUCCAGUCUUUCCACACAUCAGAGAUCUCACACGGGGGAGAAGCCUUUUUCCUGUUCUGAGUGCGGGAAAUGUUUUUCAAAGAAGUCAAAUCUUUCCGCACAUCGGAGAUCUCACACGGGGGAAAAGCCGUAUUCCUGUGCUGAGUGUGGGAAAUGUUUUUCACAGAAGCCCAAUCUUCUCAAACAUCAGAGAUCUCACACGGGGGAGAAGCCGUAUUCCUGUCCUGAGUGCGGGAAAUGUUUUUCAAUGAAGUCCAAUCUUUCCAGACAUCAGAGAUCACACACGGGGGAGAAGCCUUUUUCCUGUUCUGAGUGCGGAAAAUGUUUUUCAAUGAACUUCCAGCUUUCCAGACAUCAGAGAUCACACUCGGGGGAGAAGCCUUUUUCCUGUUCUGAGUGUGGAAAAUGUUUUUCAAUGAACUUCCAGCUUUCCAGACAUCAGAGAUCACACACGGGGGAGAAGUCUUUUUCCUGUUCUGAGUGUGGGAAAUGUUUUUCACAGAAGUCCAGUCUUUCCACACAUCAGAGAUCACACACGGGGGAGAAGCCUUUUUCCUGUUCUGAGUGUGGAAAAUGUUUUUCAGAUAAGUCCCAUCUUUCCGCACAUCAGAGAUCUCACACGGGGGAGAUGCCUUUUUCCUGUUCUGAGUGUGGGAAAUGUUUUUCACAGAAGUCCAGUCUUUCCACACAUCGGAGAUCUCACGCGGGGGAGAAGCCUUUUUCCUGUUCUGAGUGUGGGAAAUGUUUUUUAGAGAAGUCCAGUCUUUCCACACAUCAGAGAUCUCACACGGGGGAGAAGCCUUUUUCCUGUUCUGAGUGCGGGAAAUGUUUUUCAAUGAAGUCCAGUCUUUCCACACAUCUGAGAUCUCACACGGGGGAGAAGCCUUUUUCCUGUUCUGAGUGCGGAAAAUGUUUUUCACAGAAGUCCAGUCUUUCCACACAUCGGAGAUCUCACACGGGGGAGAAGCCUUUUUCCUGUUCUGAGUGUGGGAAAUGUUUUUUUGGGAAGUCCAGUCUUUCCACACAUCAGAGAUCUCACACGGGGGAGAAGCCUUUUUCCUGUUCUGAGUGCGGGAAAUGUUUUUCAAAGAAGUCCAGUCUUUCCACACAUCAGAGAUCUCACACGGGGGAGAAGCCUUUUUCCUGUUCUGAGUGUGGGAAAUGUUUUUUAGAGAAGUCCAGUCUUUCCACACAUCAGAGAUCUCACACGGGGGAGAAGCCUUUUUCCUGUUCUGAGUGCGGGAAAUGUUUUUCAAAGAAGUCCAAUCUUUCCACACAUCGGAGAUCUCACACGGGGGAGAAGCCGUAUUCCUGUCCUGAGUGUGGGAAAUGUUUUUCAAUGAAGACCAAUCUUUCCACACAUCAGAGAUCUCACACGGGGGAAAAGCCGUAUGCCUGUCCUGAGUGCGGAAAAUGUUUUUUACGGAAAUCCAACCUUUCCAAACAUCAGAGAUCACACACGGGGGAGAAGACAGAGGAAAAAGAUGAUCAUUGCAUCUGUUGAUUUGAGAACUUUGUUAGAAGAAAGGAAAUAUAUGAGAAAUAUGAGUUUAAAUAGAAGUGUUUUAAAGAAGCUAACCAACAUUAUGAAAGAUAUCAAAUUGUGAUUAUAAAAAUGUGAAUUAACCCGUAACACAUAUUCAUCAAACACAUAUGAAAAUGAUUCAUGUAUCCACAUUGAUAAUUAUUUUGCAUUGACUGCGAGAUAUAAACCUAUGGAUGGUUGGAAAGACUGUUUUUGGGAAGUAUACGUUUAUAAAGGAAUAUAGAAACAUGUUAUGUAGGAAUCAAAAAUAUAAUAAUUGUAUCAUAUAUAAUAUAAAGUUGCCAGAGUUGUAUAUGGAUAUAUCUAUAU
This is a messenger RNA of Rana temporaria (common frog), 3866 nucleotides long. Its product is annotated as zinc finger protein 585A-like. Lineage: Eukaryota; Metazoa; Chordata; Amphibia; Anura; Ranidae. The transcript is spliced from 8 exons. Bases 48 to 3515 code for a protein of 1155 amino acids. Gene Ontology annotation, cellular component: nucleus. Gene Ontology annotation, molecular function: DNA-binding transcription factor activity, RNA polymerase II-specific; RNA polymerase II cis-regulatory region sequence-specific DNA binding. The record is from RefSeq and is a predicted model, not a curated record. Gene Ontology annotation, biological process: central nervous system development; regulation of transcription by RNA polymerase II.